Messenger RNA from Acytostelium subglobosum LB1, 1383 nucleotides. RefSeq lists its product as hypothetical. Gene Ontology annotation, biological process: alkane catabolic process. NCBI's taxonomy places the organism in Eukaryota, Evosea, Eumycetozoa, Acytosteliales, Acytosteliaceae. The transcript has a single exon. The record is from RefSeq and is a predicted model, not a curated record. Bases 1 to 1383 code for a protein of 460 amino acids.
AUGAAGCUCGCUCACUUCUUGUUUGUGAUGUUGGCCAUUGGCUACACAUCCGCCGCUUACGUCGGCCUCACCACUGGUCCAUCCAGCCUUGGUAAGAUCCUGAUCCAUGCCGAGUCUGGUCGUACACUCUACUACUUCACUCAUGACGCCCCCAACCAACAAUCCACUUGCAAUGGAGCCUGCACCAACAUCUGGCCACCUUUAAUUGGAAUUCCCCUCAACGAUGCCUCAUUGUCCGGAGUUGCCGGAGUCAAGGCCCGUGCUGACGGCACCAUCCAGGCCACCUACAACGGAAUGCCACUCUACUUCUACCACCUUGACAUGACAGCCGGAGACACCCUCGGAGAGAAUGUCAACAACGCCUGGUAUGUCUUCCGUGAGAACGUCAUCAAGUUCACCCAGAUUGCCCAGUCCCUCUUCACUGUUGACCAGAACGGCCGCUCAAUCUACUACAACGGUGCCGACAGACCCAACUUGCCACCAAUGUGCAACUCUGACGCCUGUGCCUCCAUCUUCCCACCAGUGCUCGGUUUCGCCAAGCAGGACGCCGCCUCCUCAAUCAGCAACGCCGUCGGAUUCAUCCAGCGUGCCAACGGUCAGUUCCAGGUCACCCUCAACGGCUACCCACUCCACUACUACUAUGGUGACUCUGCCGCCGGACAAUUCAACGGUGACAACAAGAACGGUUUCUUCGUCUACAACCACAUGGUCCUCCACUCUGGUAUCGUCAACACUGGUACCGGUGGCGCCACACCACUCCAAGUCCAGCUCUGCGGAGGUGCCGCCUACUGCCAGUUCGAGAACAGCUGUUUCAAGAACGAGACCUACAUUGAUGCCAGCGGCCAAGCCGUCACCAAGGUCUACUGCAUGAUCCUCAACAGAGGUCUCCCAGCCCCACACCUUGACCUCCGUUUCCUCAACCUGGACAGCAACACCCUCCAGAUCACCGGUCUCCAGCAAACCUACGCCAACAGCCCAAUCUGGGACUUCUUCCCAAGCCGUGCCAACUCCCCACUCCAGACCAACCAGGGCCACCCAUGGAGCUACACCAUCAAGGCCGGCGGCGGUGGUCUCACCCUCAGAGUCCUCGUUGACUCUCGCUCAAUGACCCUCUACCAGUUCCUCAAUGACAUCAUCGGUCAGCCAUCCGUCUGUUUGGACAACACCCAGUGCACCAACACAUGGCCACCCCUUGCCGGAUUCCCACACUCCCAGCUCAACAUGAACCUCGGUGGUACCCUCGGAACCCAGGCUCGUCAAGGUGGUCGUCUCCAGCCAACAUUCAACGGCAAGCCACUCUACUACUACUCCAAGGAUAUGAAGCCAGGUGAUGCUCUUGGACAAGGUAUUGGAGGUGUCUGGAGUGUUGUCAACACCAUCUAA